Molecule: messenger RNA, 1600 nt
Organism: Marasmius oreades (fairy-ring Marasmius)
Lineage: Eukaryota; Fungi; Basidiomycota; Agaricomycetes; Agaricales; Marasmiaceae
Exons: 7
Coding region: 230-1249 (339 amino acids)
Source: RefSeq, a predicted model, not a curated record
GUCAAAUUUUCGCCAUUGUUCUUCGUCCACAGUGCACAGCUUGCCAGCAAGCCUUCUUUUCCGUACCCGCCGCCUUAGCCGAGCUGGUGGAAUGGAUUCACUACCUCGUGCUGAAUCUGUGAGCGAGAACACCAGAUAGACCGACCUGCAAUGUGACUCCGGUGAAACGAAGAUGAUUUAAAAAAGCUCAGCUUUUGGAUCAUUCCCACUCAGUAGAUCCCCUUCUUCGAUGGCAACUGUAGACGCUUCCAAAGAUAUCGUAAUUCUCGGUAUUUUCGGUCGAAAUGUCAUCUUGACUUCAGCUGGCUUAUUGACUACGUCUGUCCUCUAUGGAGUCUACUUGAUCGUAUUCUUCGCGGCCAUGAGCAUUAUGUGCCGACGAACCUACAGCUUCACGGGUCCACGGAUAGCUCUACUCGCAGCUGUGAUAAUCCUCUUCAUUUUAUCGACCAGCUACAUUUGCUGUUCUUUCUCCUACUUUAUCCUCGGUGUCGAGAAACUUCUCGUCGAAAACCCUGGAACCGUUCCCCUGCUCGUCAAGAAUGCUGGUUUAUUGGCCAAGCAUCGCUCAUUGGGUGUUAUCGGUGAAAUCACUUUCCCUAUCGCGAGUGUCGUGGGGGAUUCCAUCGUCAUAUGGAGAGCAUGGGUGCUUUCUGGUGGGAAUAAGAAAGUCAUGAUUCUGCCCGUGUUGUUACUCCUCGGUACGACAGGAACCGCUUUCUCCUGGGUUGGAUGUAUGGUCAAAGAGCAUAUGCCGGUUUCGUUCUCUGCCGAAUGCAAAAACCGAAAUACGGCCACGUUUAUUCUGUCAAUGGUCACCAAUGUCGCUGGAACCGUUGUCAUAGGCUAUCAGACUUGGUUAUACCGACGGUCUUUCAAACAAUACAUGAACAACCAUGAACGUCAAGGACGCGCUGAGAAGAUUAUGGUUAUGCUCCUCGAGUCUGGUAUCGUAUACACUACCUUUUGGAUCAUCAUGAUGUCCGUGUUGGUCGCGCCAAACACCCCUGACUACACAAAUCAAGCGUUUCGAAUCGUUUUUUCUGCUUCAGCUACGCAACUUGUAGGAAUCUAUCCCACCUUGAUGGUCGUUCUCGUCUUCCUACGACGUUCCCUAUGGGACGUCGCUGGCAACUCCACGGUCUAUGAGGAUACAGAUAUGAAAUUUGCUCCGAACGGCAAAGACAAAGACACAAUGACCAACAAUAUGCCAGUGUCCACUUAUAACAAAUCUGAGAUGGGUCUGUAGAGGUUGACAGCACUAUGACACGGGACAGCCGCUUGAAGCUUGACCGGUGAUCCGCAAUGAAGGAAACUUUAACUUAUUAUAAUGUGUUCGGUUGUACAGUAAUGUACAAGAACCUCACCUUGUCCUUUUGACCCACAUGAGAAGCUGCCUGCAUACAUAGAUCCUGGCUUAUUGGUCGGGCCAUUGGGCGGAGGAGGUCACCGCCGACCACGGACGACGUUCUGAUAUCAACUAUCAGGCGUAAUUGUGGCGUGUUUUCUGCUGGGAACCGAAAGGUUUUGUGUUAAAUUACUGAUGGGAGCCACUCAGACCAACUAAAGCCAGGGAUUCAAUGAAAAAAGUUUGCGAGCC